ACAAUGGAUAUCGAAUGUGAGUUGGAUAGUCAAAUUAAAGUCAAAAACCACGAAGUCCUCACAUGAACAAAUCAGAGAGUGAGCAAACGAAAAGCAGCCAUGUCUCUACUGGGCACUGACGGACGCGGCUACGACCUUGCUCGCAACCUCGAAACCCAUGGAGUAUGGCGAAAAUGGCUCGGCGAUUCCAAUUAUACAAACUUCGUACCUUUUCUCUCUUCACCUUCUUCUUGGGAUUCCUUCAUGAAAACCGAUUCUUCCAAAUCUACUCUUCACAUUCAUCUUCAACUCAGAGUUCGUGCUCUUCUCUUUGAUAAAGCUGCUUCCUCCAUUUCUCUCUCUUCUAACCCUAAUGUCUCCAAACUUAACCCUAAUUUUCUUCAUUUGCAUCCUGAUGAUGUUUACUUCACUCUUGAUAACAAUAAUGCUCCUAGUUCUUCCAACUCCAAGGUUGGAUCGAGAUAUGUUGAUUCUGAGUUGCCUGAAACGUGGUAUAAUCAAGUGAUUGAGAAUUAUAAGGCUAACAAGAAGUUAGUUAUGUGGGACAGAGAAUUGUCACCAAAGCGUUCUCCAGCGGAGAUGGCUUCCUAUAUUAUGCGUAGUAGUAACCGUAAAAAGAGGCGUGUAGUGUUUAAUGAAGAACAACAUCAGGUUAUGGAUCAAUCAAACGGUGGUAAUUUAGUUGAUGGUGAUGACGAUGAGUUUGUUUUUCCGGAGAUAACGUAUGCGUGGAACUCUGUACCUGAGAGUGCAAUUCCAGUGACUGAUAGGGUGGAGAAUAAUAAUAACCAGAAAGAGAGGAUAGUUAGUGUGCUUGAUACAUUGCCUCUUGUUAUGACUCGGAAUGCGGAGUAUGUCAACGGGAAACACGGGGGAGGGUUGUACCGUGGGAAGUUGGUAAGUGAGGGAAAUGAAAUAGUUCUUGGUCGUGAGCAAGCAGUGAAGCUCUCUCAGAAGGUAGUGGCUCGCGUUUUGUUGGGUGCAGGAUUUGAAGCUGCCAUGGAAGGUCCAACUGAAUACUUGUCUGAAGUGAUGAGCAAACGUAUUGUUAAAAUAGGAACCAAUUUGAAAGUACUUGCUGAUAGUUAUAACCAACAGUGCUCUGCCAUUGAUCUUCUAAAGAUGUUGCUUAAAACUGUGGGAUUUAGUAAUUUUGCGCCAUUAGUGGAUGUGGUUAAAGAUGACUCCAGAAAUAUUAUACAACAAGGUCAGCAACGUCCUCAUGGAAUUCAGUCUCAGUUGCAGCAACAACAGCAAAACUCCCUUCGACUACCUCAGCAAGUUCAGAUGCAAAGACAAAUGCAUACACAGAUGCAGCAGAUGAUUAAUCCCCAAAAUCUUGCUUUUCAGCAACAACAACAGCUGCACUUAGAAAGACUAAGAAGCCAACAAUCUACUCCUCGCCCUGCUAUGGACGUAAAUAAGGACAGACAACUGGUUAAAGUCAAACUUGAAAACACAUCAGAUUUACCAAGUGAUAGUAAUGCCUUCAAUUCCAUACAUCAUCAAAUGCAGUUUAGGCAUCAACAGGCUGCAAUGUCAAAUUUCCUUCCUCAAUCUAAUACCCAGUUUAGACAGAUGGGUUCUCCACAGAUUCCCUCACAGAACAAUAUUAGCAUGGUUAGAGCACCUCCUGUGAAGGUGGAGGGCUUCUCGGAAUUAUUUGGUGGGGAUUCUUCAUCAAAGCAUGACUCAGAGGAAAAUAGACUGACUUCUCCCUCUAGUAAAUAGCUUUACUAGUAUUUUAGUCUGCCGUUAUGUGCAGCUUGUUGAGCGUAUAGUUGGAUUGGUCUAUGUCAAAAUUGUCAUGCCCAUGUUGUAAUAUAUCUCAUCUUCAUAACGUAGUCAUCAACCACAUUUUGGACAUCACAACAACUGCACCAUGUUGGAUCAAAUAUAUGUUUAUUAAUGGUUUCUUGUUAUAUUCUACAACAUGUAAAAA
Medicago truncatula (barrel medic) is the source of this 1942-nucleotide messenger RNA. RefSeq lists its product as uncharacterized. NCBI's taxonomy places the organism in Eukaryota, Viridiplantae, Streptophyta, Magnoliopsida, Fabales, Fabaceae. Gene Ontology annotation, molecular function: protein heterodimerization activity. Bases 100 to 1731 code for a protein of 543 amino acids. The record is from RefSeq and is a predicted model, not a curated record. The transcript has 5 exons.